AUGUCUUUAUUGUCUUAUGCAUCUUUUGUGUUAAAAAGAGCUGCUACAUUUCGUUAUCCUUUAAACAAAGCUGUUAGUCCAAUAAAAAUUAGUACUAAGCAGAGUUCACAAUCAGUUAUAACUAAAACUAUUCAUGAUGUGAAUACGAAUGUAGCCAAAGAUGUUAUACUAUUUAAGUAUGAAAACCCUAAAUUUUACAUGUAUAUGAACAUUUUUGCCGUUGUUCAGUACAUGUUUUGGACAUAUUUGGGUCUUUUUGCUUUGCAAAAUUUAAGAGAUGCCCCUGUAGAUGAAUCAAAGAUAACUGACGAUACUCCUUGGUUUAGAAAAAUUAAUUUGGGGCAAAACAAAUAUAGGAAUACCUUAGGAACAUUAUCAAUAAUCAUUGGUACUGGAUCAUUAGCAAUGAUAUGGAUGUAUACAUUAAAGUCAGUGCGAUACUUGAUUUUAAACAAAGGUGGAAAACAUUUAACAUUUGUUACAUAUGCACCAUUUAGCAAUAAUAGAAUUAUGAAAGUUCCAAUUGAAUUUGUAUGUUGUAAGGAAAACAGGAAGACGGCAAGAGUUCAGUUACCAGUAAAAGUUAAGAAUACUUUAAUGCAUUAUAUGUUGGAUAUGAGGGGCGAGUUCAAGAACCCCUUAUUGUUUGACUGUACUGCAGGCCUAAAGAGAGUAUGG
This is a messenger RNA of Brenthis ino (lesser marbled fritillary), 678 nucleotides long. The record is from the annotation of a GenBank genome assembly. NCBI's taxonomy places the organism in Eukaryota, Metazoa, Arthropoda, Insecta, Lepidoptera, Nymphalidae.